AUGAGCGCGGGACACCACAGAUUAGGACCUGGGUUGUCGGUCUUGCUGAAAGCACAAAUGGGUUGGGUACUCGGGGGAAGUGUUAGAAGCACAACAGCAUCGCAACGACGGAUUCGCAAUGUGGUCACUAAUAAGCCAUUAAACGAUCAGUUAACGCGAUUUUGGGUAAUCGAAACAAUUCCGGAGACCAAUGAGUCAUACACUCAGUCAUACGAAGGGUAUUUUAUGCAAAUGAUUACGAGAAAUUUCGGCAGACAUUUAAUAGUAGAGAUUUCGUUGAAUUACGACAUUACGAAAUCAGAACAUACCGCGCUGGGACAUACGUAUAAAUUACCAAGGAAUAGUCCAAUCAAGACGAAACCCGUCUAUUACCUGCCGCAUCAUGUUGUCAUCAAGGAAACGAGUACCAUAACAAAGGAGCGAGUGCUCUUCGAUGGUUCUACGAAGACGUCAAAGAAAAUGUCUUUAAACGAGGUUUAA
Molecule: messenger RNA, 480 nt
Organism: Bombus terrestris (buff-tailed bumblebee)
Lineage: Eukaryota; Metazoa; Arthropoda; Insecta; Hymenoptera; Apidae
Exons: 2
Coding region: 1-480 (159 amino acids)
Source: RefSeq, a predicted model, not a curated record